AUGCCGACCAGUUUCCUCGGCAGCGCCCUCCGGGGCACCUUCUUCUUCAUUUUUGGUCUCUGGUGGUCCGUGCGGUACCCCCUGAAGUAUCUCAGGAGGAAAGGCGGUGCCGAGAGCCACCCGAGCUAUGGGAUCCAGCGCGUGGAAAUCUUCGAAGGGGCAGUCAAAGCUUUCUUUGCUUUAGCAGGGAUAUUGGUGGAGCAGUUUGUUCCCACUGGGCCCCACCUGCAGCUGUACAGCACCGAGACGCACAGCUGGGCAGACCUCACCCCCUGGCACUACACCACCGUGUACCUCUUCUUCCUCGUCUCCGGCAUCGUGGACGUCGUCUCGCACUCCCCACUCAAGCUGCCGCUUGGCUUAGACCGGCUCCCCCGGUCCCUGCUGGCCAUGGCUAUCUUCGCCGGAGCCCUCUGUGCCCUCCUGGAGGUGUUUCUCCGAGACCACAUCAUCCUGGAGACCUUCAGGACCAGCUCCUUCCUCCUCCAGGGCUCUUGGCUCUGGCAGGUCAGUGGCUGCAACGAGUCCUGCCAGCUGAAAUUCGGGGACAUCGACGUGGAGCUGGACUGCGGCAUGUGCAUCCGCAAGAGCAAGCAGAGCUCCGGCGGCGCCUUGCUGCCGGAGAGCGCCUCGGAUGACAAAUGA
Apaloderma vittatum (bar-tailed trogon) is the source of this 645-nucleotide messenger RNA. RefSeq names its product transmembrane protein 45B-like. The transcript is spliced from 4 exons. NCBI's taxonomy places the organism in Eukaryota, Metazoa, Chordata, Aves, Trogoniformes, Trogonidae. The record is from RefSeq and is a predicted model, not a curated record. The coding region runs from base 1 to 645 and encodes 214 amino acids.